AUGGACAACGAACACAAGGAAGACGGCGGAAUGUCUUUGCAAAUGAGUAAGAUCAAAAAGAUCAUAAAGCUCGAUCCUGAACAUGUUUCUUCCACGGAGUCGGCGAACUAUGUCUUAGGAGCUGCCACGGAGCUAUUUAUCAAGCAGCUUGUGAUGGAUGCGUCGACAGUUACCAAGAGUAAGGGGCGGAAGAAGGUGAUGUACGACGACAUUCAGAAGGUUGUGAGCAGCGUCGACAUAUACACGUUUAUGAAGGACAUAGUGCCGAAGACGGCACCUAUUGGAGAGUUGUUGAGGAGCCGUGCAAUUCGAUUAAGAGAGGAGGAUGCUAUGCGUGUGUCGAGCAAGGGUGACGAGACUGGAGAAGGAGAGGGUCGAGAGGGGCUGGCAGGGGACGGAGCUGGUGCAGAACACGAGGACGAGGGCGAUGGUUUGGUGACGGGGGAGAGAGAAGAGUGUGCUGGCCUUGCUGAAGAUGGCGACGAAGCCAUGGAGGUUGAUACGGUUGUUGAUGCUGAUGCUGGUAGUGGUGAACGGGUGCAUGAAUCCGGGACCACUACAGAUACUGGAGAGCUCACGCAUAGAGGGGCUGUGUAG
This is a messenger RNA of Pichia kudriavzevii, 597 nucleotides long. RefSeq lists its product as uncharacterized. The record is from RefSeq and is a predicted model, not a curated record. Gene Ontology annotation, cellular component: CHRAC; nucleus. The transcript has a single exon. NCBI's taxonomy places the organism in Eukaryota, Fungi, Ascomycota, Pichiomycetes, Pichiales, Pichiaceae. Gene Ontology annotation, molecular function: protein heterodimerization activity. Bases 1 to 597 code for a protein of 198 amino acids.